UCGCGACUCCUACCACGGCAACCAACGUUACCGAUCAGAAUCACUUGUCACCGGACCACGAGAGACGUGCAUCGCAUUUUUCGAACUGAACCUUCGCUGGUCCUCAUUGUUAGAAAUAAUCUAUCAAACAAAUAGAACCGAUACGGCAUAAAUUUUGGGAGUGAAAUUUGUAGCUUUGCCGAAUACACUCAAAACAUGAGUACGAAACAUCUGAGUGUCGGAUCUCAAGUCCCACCCUUGGUACCUGGCAAGCUACGAUUGUACAGCAUGCGAUUUUGCCCAUUUGCCCAGAGGGUUCAUCUUGUAUUAGAUGCUAAAAAAAUUCCAUAUGACGUUGUCUACGUUAAUUUAACACACAAGCCGGAAUGGCUGGUGGAAAAAAAUCCAUUGAGUAAAGUUCCGCUGCUUGAACUCGAAGAGGGAAAUAUUUUAUACGAAAGUCUGAUCAUAGUGGAUUACCUGGAUGAGGCCUAUCCGGAACACCGUCUAUAUCCAAAGGAUCCUUUAUUGAAGGCUCAAGAGAAGCUACUUAUCGAAAGAUUUGGUGCUAUAAUAGUACUUAUGAACAAGGUCUAUUAUACCCCGACCAUGGAACGUGAGCAGUUUGUUGAGAUCCUGAACGGCCUUGAAAUCUUUGAUAGAGAACUCGUUAGGAGAGGAACUCCAUUCUUCGGUGGUAAACAACCUGGAAUGGUGGAUCUGAUGAUAUGGCCGUGGUGUGAGCGAGCAGAUUUGAUCAGGAUUCUGAGGGGAGAUCAGUUUGUCCUUCCUCGUGAACGAAUACUUAGACUGCUGGAAUGGAGAAGUGCGAUGAAAGAAGACGAGGCUGUGAAAGGUAGUUAUUUAGACGGAGAAACACAUGCCAAGUUCAUACGCAGUAGGCAAGCUGGCUCAGCCCAAUACGACUUCCUUAUUGCACAAUGAGUGCCUUUUGCGACGAUGUACUACUGCUGAUAAUUAAAUAAUAUACUUAUGCAAUAUUUUAAUGAAAUGGUAAUUGGUUAACUAAUUCAUGUAUGUACAUAAUAUUACAUAUACUUUAUGGAUACAAAUAUUCAUUUUAUUGUCAACUCUGUGAUUAUAUGUGCGAAGUUCAGCUUAUGUUUUCUGUAUGGAUCCAGAAUUGAUCACUAUUCCUUUUUCCCGCCACUAAAAUAAAUACGGACUUUUGUACAAUAUACUACAUAAGCUUGGAAUCAUUUAUUUUACAUUAUUCGGUAUGACAUUACAGACAGGACCAUUUAUUUGUUGCUGAAUACUAAUACGACUGAUACCACCAUUCCACCUGGCACCCGCAAAAGCAGCCUUCUCUCACUGGGGUCUCGUGUUCAGCAACGAAUAAAUGACCGUGUAGAUUGCCCUGUAAAACUUAAAAUACAUGUAAUAAUAAAGUUGUAAAAAAGUAUCAAA
Neodiprion fabricii is the source of this 1410-nucleotide messenger RNA. RefSeq names its product pyrimidodiazepine synthase-like. The coding region runs from base 196 to 924 and encodes 242 amino acids. Gene Ontology annotation, cellular component: cytoplasm. Gene Ontology annotation, biological process: glutathione metabolic process. The record is from RefSeq and is a predicted model, not a curated record. The transcript is spliced from 5 exons. Gene Ontology annotation, molecular function: glutathione dehydrogenase (ascorbate) activity; glutathione transferase activity. Lineage: Eukaryota; Metazoa; Arthropoda; Insecta; Hymenoptera; Diprionidae.